AUGAGCGGUGAAGCUUUUGGCUUGUUUUCUUCAGCAAUGAAGGAAAAAAAGUCCUCAAAAUCGAAAUCAAGAGCAUCGUCGUUUGCCAACGUGAUGUUAGAGAUUGAGCCUUUGAUCAAGGUUCAACCAGCAGAUGAUGGUACGCUCAGUGAUUUCAUAAACGAAUUCAAACAAGCCGAUGAGUUGCCUCAAGGCCUUUCUAGCAAAACCAAGGCUUUCCAUGUCUUUGAGCCAGAAUACUACAUCAAUCGUGUCAAGGGUAUUGAAUCCGAGAUGGUUGAUGCUAUCCGGCGAAGAAUGGUGCCUGAUGCCAAGCGAAAAAUUACUCAACACGUUAACACAUAUAAUGUGCUAUCUUGUGAUAAAUUGGAGUGGAAGGUUUUAAUUGCAAAGCUUGAAAAAUCAGCUGCUCCAGAAUCAAAGAAAGUAUUGUCAUAUCGUGUUCGUGAUAGAGGAUUGGAAGCUGGUAGUACAAGAAAGGGAAAGAAGUAUGAGGUUUCCUGGCAAAACAAUUCACCUAAUACCUUUCUGCCUGUACUCGAUAAUGAUAGAUGUGCUCAUGAUAAAAAACGGUGUUCAAAAGAUGAGCCUAAAUGCUCACGUUGCAUGCACAUGAAAUCGGAGUGUGUUUAUCCUGAGCAAAAGACACCAAAAAGAAGUCAAAAGAAAAACUCAAAUUCAUCAAUUCCCAUAUCUCUUCCAGUCAUUUAUGGCCCGGAGUCAGCACCAAUGUCUCAAGACAUAGACGAAUAUAUGGACAUUUUAGAUGAUGUUUUUGGCGAUGAUGAUCAAUCUGAGCCAACAACAUUGAUCUCUCCUCCAUUUCCAACUCUCCCUAAUCCCUUAGACAAUGCAUCUGGUGCCUCACAAUCUGAGCCAACAACAUUGAUCUCUCCUCCGACACUGCCUCCAUUUCCAACUCUCCCUAAUCCCUUAGACAAUGCAUCUGGUGCCUCACAAUCUGAGCCAACAACAUUGAUCUCUCCUCCGGCACUGCCUCCAUUUCCAACUCUCCCUAAUCCCUUAGACAAUGCAUCUGGUGCCUCAGAACAAGAAUUUUCUCCCAUUCCUGUGUUUUCAAAAAUAACAGCUUGCUUGAACUGUAGAACAGCAAAGAAGAAAUGUGAAAGAGAAGGAGAUAAGUGUGAGAGAUGCAAGGAAAAUAAUUUGGAAUGUAGAUUGUUCGAAAAUCCGCUUGUUGCGGGAAUGAAGGCCGUAAAAGCAGAUACUCGUCUCACAAGUGAUGAAAAAUUUUCUGACCACUAUAACAACACAAUAGAAAAAAGGGGUUCUGUAUAUUAUCCUCAGGAUAUGAAGGUGUUGCAUGAAUCUUUCUGGACCAACAACAAUAUUCGUGAAAUUGAGUUAGAUGCUUGUUUCAAAGUAUACAUUCCAUUAUUUUUACAGCAAUUUAUGGAAAUGUCGUUGGAUGAUUUGAUAAUGAAGUAUAUGCAAUUCAAUAAGAACGGAAAAAUGCUGUUACAAAGAAUAUUAGAAGCAGUCCCUCACAGUCAAAUAAGUAGUGCUAGGCUUCAUGAAAAUUGUAGAGAACCAAUCAAAUACUCUGUGAAUGACACCCUAGAUGGGGUUUUAAGUAGUGGAAUGAGCUUCCGGGAUUAUGGUAAUUUUCAAAAGAAGGUAGAUGAGAAGUUGAAGGUGUUGGUUUCCAAAAGCUCCCUUGAGAAGCGUUCAUCUGCUCUCAACAAGAUCCUCGAAAAAGAACAAUUGGGCUGGGGUCUAAAAUUUGAUAAAACAGAGGUGAGGAUUGGUCAUGAAACAGUCGAAAUUCAUUAUGGUACUUUAACACAACCGAAAGUAUUCAUUCAAAAAUAUGUAGAGUAUUUGGUGAACAACAAUUUAAUUGAAAAUUCAGUAACAAUCGAUUGGGUAGGAGACGGAAGACCUAUUAAAGGUGCUAAUACUCAUAUUUUAUUUAGGUUAAUUAGUGCAAACGCCAACAACCAAGACUACAUGAAUAAUGAAACAGUAUUUAUUGCUGAUAUGUCAGAAAAAUAUAUUUUAAAAGUACCAAAACAAGACAAAAUGUGGAGAUUUAUGCAAGAACUGUAUGCUAUAAAUCACGUAAUUGUCGACAACAGGAGAAUAGAUUUAAGACAUAUCUUAAAUCCUGAUAUGGGAUUUAUACAUAAGUUUGUCACAUUUACUGAUGAAGCAGUGCAAGAAAUUCGAGAAAUUUUUUCUCUUACUCAGUUGAACGUUCUCUUGCACUCUUGCCAAGAAAAUGAUAUCGUUACUAUCCAACAGGUAUCGACAUUUAAUACGAACCCAUGUCCUGAGAUUAUUGGACAGCAUUACAAGUUUCCUGUCAGCGAGUAUAUUCCAAACAAUGCAAACGAAUUGUUUGAGGUAUUCCAGGUUCAGGAUGACACAAAAAAAAAAGACAUUAUUUCAAAAUUAAGAAAGAGUAAUAGCGAAUCAAAAGGUCUCAUUAGAUGCGGAUGCUGCUACGUAAACGGAUUCACAAUGAAAGCAUCCAAAAAGUACCCAGAGCUUUCAUGUUUCCACUGGAUUAGAAGGGACCGACAUUUCGAAAAUCCAAUAGGUUUUUUUGUUGACGAUUGGUGUAUCUGUAGUGCCCACGCACUGGUGCAAUCUUGUCAAAUAAUGGUUGAGCGAUCUCUUGGACAAAAUCAGGAGCUGAGAUUGUGGUUUUCUACGCUAUUUUCAUCAACAUCUCCUAUUAAGGCAUUGACAAACAUUUCUGGUGUCCUUUCUAAUUUGGAAACAAUCUCAGAUAUGGAAUUAGCAAAACAGUUAACACAGAAAAUUAAGUCAUUAGAUGAAUGGUCUCCAUUUGAAUGUAAAUUCAAUGAAGAUGAAAACUGUGAGGAGGAAUUAGAUGCAGACGACGAGAAAUAUGAAAAUUUUUCUUUCAAACGAUUUUUAUAUCGUCAAGCUGCCCAGAUUGCGUAUUCUGCCCCUAUUUGGGUGCCAGAGUUUCUUAAGAAAUACAAAGAGCUUUUUGAACCUGUGCACAACGAAGGAACGUUGAAGCAACUGGAAAAUGAAGAAAUGGAAGAAGACGAGCCAAGCGACAAAGAAGUUUCUGCUUUUGAAUUGGAAGACCUAUGGGACAAGUUCAUUAGGAGAUUACUUGUUGUACAUGGGCCCAAAGAAUACUGGGACAGAGUAUUUGAAAGUAACGAGAAAGAAAAGGUUCUAUCCACCUUAUACUCAUUCACCAAAGCUUUUAAUAAUUUAUUUCCUUCAGGACCAGGGUGCGAUUAUCACCACAUUGAGAAUCACAGCUGGGAUUUUUAUGAAAGAUUACGAGUUUCUUUAGAGAUGAUAAAGCAAGUGGGAAGCGAAAUUCAAAACAAGAUCGAUCGGAAAGAAAUAAGCAAGCGUUCAUGCAACGAAACCUUGUCCUCCAAUGUUGAGAUAUUAUUUAGAUCAAAAGCAAAACGAUUUUUGUUCAAGACCAAACAAUUAUCCACACAUACAUUUCGGGAUGAUUAA
Molecule: messenger RNA, 3480 nt
Organism: Naegleria lovaniensis
Lineage: Eukaryota; Heterolobosea; Eutetramitea; Acrasida; Naegleriidae
Exons: 2
Coding region: 1-3480 (1159 amino acids)
Biological process (GO): regulation of transcription by RNA polymerase II
Molecular function (GO): zinc ion binding; DNA-binding transcription activator activity, RNA polymerase II-specific
Source: RefSeq, a predicted model, not a curated record